This is a messenger RNA of Alternaria burnsii, 1782 nucleotides long. RefSeq names its product nadph:adrenodoxin mitochondrial precursor. The coding region runs from base 1 to 1782 and encodes 593 amino acids. Lineage: Eukaryota; Fungi; Ascomycota; Dothideomycetes; Pleosporales; Pleosporaceae. Gene Ontology annotation, biological process: ubiquinone biosynthetic process. Gene Ontology annotation, cellular component: mitochondrion. The record is from RefSeq and is a predicted model, not a curated record. The transcript has 2 exons.
AUGGUUUCGAGGCGGAUGCGAUGGUCGUGUGUGUACAUGGUGUGGUUGGAGUCCAGAGGCUUCAAGCAUCGGGGCCUUAGUCAUCUCGAGAAUGCUCGGGCGGCGAUUGCCGCUAUCAAAUGCAAGGACCUUCACAACAUGCACAUCAGCCUGCGCCUACAGAAGACGCCGUAUGUCUGCGCUAGCUGCACUCAACGUAUAGCAAGCGCGUCGGCUCAGAUACGACGCUACCAUGGUACUGCCGGGCAGUGGAGAGGGAUCAGCACGAUUCGACAAGGACCAUCAGGCACGUUUCCGUUCAACAUCGCGUCCUUAUCACGACAACCACUUCGCAAUGCAUUCAGCACAGCCGCGACUGUUCGGGGGCGCCUCCGUGUCGCCAUCAUUGGCUCUGGACCUGCAGGCUUCUACACGGCGUACCGACUCAUGAGCAAGAACCAAGAUGCUGUGGUUGACAUGUACGAGCAACUUCCGGUACCUUAUGGACUCGUCCGCUAUGGCGUCGCACCCGACCACCCCGAGGUCAAGAACUGCCAGGACACGUUCGAAGAGGUAGCGCAAUCGCCGCGAUUCAACUACAUCGGCAAUGUCAGGGUCGGACAUGAUAUCGAAUUGGCCAAAAUGAAACCCCACUACGACGCGAUACUCUUCUCUUAUGGCGCAAGUGAGGACAGACAGCUGGGGAUACCUGGUGAAGAUCUGCCGGGUGUGUACUCGGCUAGGUCUUUUGUGGGAUGGUACAAUGCUCUGCCACAGUUUGCCAGCCUGAAGCCCAACCUCCAAGCGGGCGAGCAGGCAGUCGUCAUAGGCCAGGGCAAUGUCGCCCUCGAUGUCGCGCGUAUACUGCUGAGCCCUGUCGAUUGCUUACGGCAUACCGACAUAUCCGAGCAGGCUAUACAAACCCUUUCAGAGAGCAGGGUGCGCUCUGUAAGGGUGGUUGGCCGGCGUGGGCCAAUCCAGGCUGCAUUCACUGUCAAAGAAGCUCGCGAGCUGAUGAAUAUCCCUUCCGUCGCCUUCGACCCCGUCGACCGCUCCUUGUAUCCAUCCGAGAUCAAGAAGCUGCCCCGUGUACAGAAACGAAUAGCCGAGGUUCUACUCAAGGGCAGCAAGGCAACCAAGGAAGAGACGGCACGAUCAUGGGCUCUCGAGUUCAUGCAAGCACCCAGGUCCAUGCACGCAGACGCUGGCCAACUUGCAUCCAUUGCCUUUACGAAGCAACGGUUCGUCCCCGACGCCGACCCCUUCGACCAACGUGCCCGCGUCACACCUACAAAUGAAGAGACAUCCAUGGAAGCGUCGCUAGCAUUCAGAUCCGUGGGCUACAAAUCAACCGGCCUGCCUGGUCUUUCUGACAUUGGCGUACCCUUCGACGACAAACUUGGAAUAAUACCCAAUGACAUGCACGGCCGUGUGAUCACGCCAUCCGCAGGGCCCGGCAAUCUGACAGCUGGCCAUGUCCAUGGGCUAUACUGUGCAGGCUGGGUAAAGCGUGGACCUACUGGUGUCAUCGCCAGUACUAUGCAAGACGCCUUUUCGUCUGCAGACAUCAUUGCGCAAGAUUGGGAGGCCAACGUACCGUUCUUGAAUGACACCAGUGGCGACAACAGAAGCACAGGUCUUGGAUGGGAUGGUAUCAAGGAUAUCGUGACAGGCGUGAGACCGCUAGCUUGGUCGGAUUGGAAGAAAAUCGACCAUGCUGAACGAGCCAGAGGCAAGAGUAAAGGCAAGGAGAGGGAGAAGUUCCAGAGCGUUGAAGAGAUGCUCAAGAUCUUGGAUGCAUAG